Messenger RNA from Cloeon dipterum, 1167 nucleotides. Its product is annotated as 40-kDa huntingtin-associated protein-like. Gene Ontology annotation, molecular function: protein binding. The coding region runs from base 99 to 1067 and encodes 322 amino acids. Gene Ontology annotation, biological process: vesicle cytoskeletal trafficking. The transcript is spliced from 8 exons. Lineage: Eukaryota; Metazoa; Arthropoda; Insecta; Ephemeroptera; Baetidae. Gene Ontology annotation, cellular component: early endosome. The record is from RefSeq and is a predicted model, not a curated record.
GGACGGUCUCAUUCCGAAUAAUUCCUCAACUACGCACGUGGACGGAACACGUCUGCAAAGAGACUAUAGCGCAUUCUUAGUUAAUCUUGGUUGAGAUCAUGUUUGCUGGAGAUGACGAGGAACAAAUCGAAGACUAUGGUGACUCGGAGAUGGCAGACACGUCAGGCAGAGACUUUUUAUCGCAAUACAGGAAUAUUAACGGCAAAUUAAAAAAGAGGUUUUUGCGCAAGCCAAAUGUCGCCGAGGCUUCGGAGCAAUAUGGCGCUUUAGUAACCCAGUUGGAAAAUGAAAACCAGUUGGAUUAUGCGGGCUUUUGUUGUCUUUCUGUGGCCAAAUGUGAGCAGAGUCUGGCCCACCUGCCUGGAGAGACUGCAGCUCUUAUCAGAGCUUCCAGACUGUUUCUACAGGCAGAAAAGAACAUUUACAAACUAGGAUGCCCUAGUUUUGAGGAAAAUUUACAAGCUGCUAUUGGCUGCUACGGAAAGGCAGCAAAUCUCUUGGUUGAACAACGUCAACCAAGUUUGGCUGCUGGUCUUUGUCUGGAGCUUGGAGAUGCCCUCAGCCAACUUGGACACACCCUUGAAGCCACCACGCAGUACCAAAGAGCUGCAGAACUGCAAGCUGGCAGCCCUGCUGACCAGGCUCAUGCGCUUGGUUUAGAAGCGUCUUGCAAAAUCAAAUUAGGAGAUUAUGAUGGAGCCCUUCACAUUUUCAAUGACAUGGCAGCGUUGGCUGAAACUGGCGGAUCUUAUGGAGUUCUUUGUGACAUUAGGCACAGGUGCGAGGUGACGCGGGUUCUCCUUUUGAUGAUCCUCCAACCAACGCCCCAGAAAUUGACGCCCGAGCUUGGCACCUUGCUUGAAAAAUACGCGUGGGCUGAGAAUAACUCGCAAUCAGGAAUCUUGUCUGAAGAGCUUUUCCUGCUUCUGCAAUCCGUGGUUAUGGCCUGUCAGUCGAAAGACGUGGAUGCUCUUCAUUUAUUGGAAUCAGAUCUGCAAGAACUUCUCUCGCCAGAGCAAAUGGAUCUCAUGCACAUUCUCAUCAGGUGCAUGGUGUCAAAAAUUUAAUUAUUUUCACAUUCCUGAGUAUUAACUAUUAGUUUUAAUAAUAUAUUUGUUAGCCUAUAGCUAUUUCUUGUUUGUAGACAAUAAUAAUGUAUUUGAAGAA